UAAUUUUCCUGAACGUCGAAGCAGAAAACACAGAGGCGCAGACGCGUGAACGGCGAUGCGCGCUCCCGAGAAUAAACAACUGACGCUUUCAUCCGGGAACUUCAUGGAACUCGCUCUCCAACAUGGCGGCGUCAGCUAAGAAGAAGACCAAGAAGGGGAAGACCUUCAGUCUCACCGACUUCCUGGCGGAGGACUCUGGAGGCAGCAGCCCCGCACCUCCCAGCUACCCAAACAAGUCCACAAGCUGGGCGGAUGAUACUGAUGACCUGGAAGGAGACGUCUCUACGUCAUGGCACACCGACGAGGAUUCGUACAGAGCGCCGCCCAUUGACCGCUCCAUCCUGCCGACAGCCCCUCGCUCUGCGCGUGAGCCCAACAUCAACCGCGCCAAACUGCCCCGCAGCCCGCCAUACACCGCCUUCCUCGGCAACCUGCCCUACGAGGUCACCGAGGAGUCCAUCAAGGACUUCUUCCGGGGCUUGGCUAUCAGCGCAGUGCGUCUGCCCCGAGAGCCGAACAACCCGCAGAAGCUGAAGGGCUUCGGCUAUGCCGAGUUCGAUGACGUGGAGUCCCUCCUGAGAGCUCUCAGUCUCGACGAGGAGAAUCUAGGGAAUCGCAGGAUUCGUGUUGACAUUGCAGAUCAGUCUGACAAAGAAAAAGAUGGUGGGCCCAUGGGGGGCAGAGACAGAGGGGGGCGCAUGGCCGACAUGGGACCUGACAAAACGGACAGCGACUGGAGAGCUCGGCCGAGUUCAGAUGCUGACGACGGGCCUCCACGGAGGGAUGAUGCUUUUGGAGAAAGAUCACGGGACCGUUACGAGUCAGACCGUUACAGAGACGGGCCGAGGCGCGACGAUCGAUACGAUGGAGGAAGAGACCGCUACCGCGAUCGCUAUGACGACCGGGACCGGAGAGACCGCUAUGACGACAGGGACCGCAGAGAUUAUGAUCGAGGCGGUUUUGAUUCUCGUGGCGGAGGAGGUCGCCGUGCCUUUGGUAGCGGCUUUCGUCGAGAUUACGAUGACAGUCGGGGCAGCAGUGAUCGCUACGGCGACAGGGAUCGCUAUGGUGAACGGGAAGAGCGAUACGAGAGACGAGCGGAGCCGCGUGAGGAGAGAGCUCCUCUUCAAAGACCCAAGUUGAACCUGAAGCCCCGGUCAGUUCCAAAAGAAGAAGAAGGUCCCAGCAACAGUGGCGGGACGUCUCCGGCGGCCGCUCCCAGCUCCGGCAGCAGAGCCUCAUCCAUCUUUGGUGGAGCCAAACCAGUUGACACAGCGGCCAAGGAGAGGGAGGUGGAGGAGAGGCUGAAGAAGGAGGAAGAGAGGCUGCAGAGGCAGCUGGAGGAAGACAAGAGCCGAGGACCUGACAGGAAGAUGAGGGACAGGUUAGAGGAACCCGGUUGGCGCAAUGAAGAAACUCACACUGAGCGAUCUCGCACAGGAAGCGAAUCUUCACAGCAAGGAAGCACUUCUGGUAAAGGUUCAAGGUGUCGAGAUAGCGAGCGCUCCGGGGAGAACGAGGUUUUCUCUGGGAGAGAAGGGGGCGCCACUUCCCCUGGGCCCUCACCUCAGAGCUCCUCCUCCAAAGAACCACUGAAGGUGAUGCCCGCUCCUCCUCCCAAGGAGAACGCGUGGGCCAAGCGAAGUGCAGCCAGCACGAGCUCCAACGAUGGAGACAGCCGGGCCCCGGUCUCCCCCGUCUCACCAGGCGGGUCCACUCCCCCCAAGUUCAGUUCCUCAAGUUCUUCAGAUGAAAAGGGUUCUGGAAAAGAUGAGAACAGGGGCCGGGGAGCCUCUCGGGGUCGAGGGGGGUCUGCAGGGUCUCCGGGGUCUCCUGCAGGCCCCCCAGGCCCUGCAGGGCCUGGAGCCGGGCGGGGCCGCGGAGAAGCGCCUAACAAAGAACGAAGAAAGGAGGCAGAAAGAAAGGACAUAAAAAAAGACAGAGACUCCAAACCCCCUCCUGAGCCAAAGAAAUACGAAGAAACCCCAACCCCCAAAUUCAGCUCUGCUAGCAAGUACGCUGCUUUGCUAAUGGACGGAGACCAAGGAGACGACGCAGAAGACGUGGAGUAGAGAACCCGGCGAGAAAACAAACAAACCGCCUCAUUGUCAUUUUCUUCAAAAAGAUAAUGACAAUUUUGGAAAAAAUAAAAAUAAAAUAAAGAAAAAAUGACCACACAUAGUUUAUUAAAAGACAGCUCCUCACACUCAAGUGGCUGGUGGGGAAAUGCCACUUCCUCCCUCUUUUCCUCUCUCAAACCUGACCCCCCCGUCCCCCCCUCCUCCUCUGCUUUCUUCCCUGCCAACAUCAGGACUUGUCAGUUCUAAAGAAUAGCCACAUACUGGACUUGUUUUAAAUGGAAAAGAGGAGAAGCUGACUCAUGGAAAAUGGAUGAAAUUGAAUUAAUUGUAAUAAAUAAAUGAAAAAAAGUGGGAAA
Oryzias melastigma (Indian medaka) is the source of this 2437-nucleotide messenger RNA. Its product is annotated as eukaryotic translation initiation factor 4B. Bases 123 to 2072 code for a protein of 649 amino acids. The transcript is spliced from 15 exons. Lineage: Eukaryota; Metazoa; Chordata; Actinopteri; Beloniformes; Adrianichthyidae. Gene Ontology annotation, molecular function: RNA binding. The record is from RefSeq and is a predicted model, not a curated record.